Messenger RNA from Staurois parvus, 351 nucleotides. Lineage: Eukaryota; Metazoa; Chordata; Amphibia; Anura; Ranidae. The record is from the annotation of a GenBank genome assembly.
CACUGAUAGGUGGCACUGAUAGGUGGCACUGGUUGGCAUUGAUAGGUGGCACUGAUGGGUGACAUUGAAAGGCAGCUCAGAUGGCCACUGAUAUGUGGCAUUGAUGUGCAUUGGUAGGCACUGAUAUGUGGCAUUGAUGUGGCACUGAUGGGCACUGGCACGUGGCAUUGUUCAGCACUGACAGCUGGCACUGAUGGACACUGACAGGUGGCACUUAUGGGGCCACACUGAUCAUCAGGGCACACUGAUCAUCAGUGCAAUGAUGAUCACUGUCAGCGUGACAGCUCGUGAGGAGAGAAAUGCCGAUAACCGGCUUUUCUCUGUUUACAUGUGAUCAGCUGUGAUUGGACA